Hyla sarda is the source of this 1127-nucleotide messenger RNA. RefSeq names its product alkaline ceramidase 3 (gene ACER3). The transcript is spliced from 11 exons. Lineage: Eukaryota; Metazoa; Chordata; Amphibia; Anura; Hylidae. Gene Ontology annotation, biological process: ceramide metabolic process; phytosphingosine biosynthetic process. The record is from RefSeq and is a predicted model, not a curated record. Gene Ontology annotation, cellular component: endoplasmic reticulum membrane. Bases 269 to 1075 code for a protein of 268 amino acids.
CCUCAGGCUCCGCCCACCCACGCGCCUUUCAACGGCUCUCAGCACCGCCCACAACGGUGUCACCUGAUGCGGGUAAAAACGUACCCCGCCUCCUGUGCCUCGCGAGCCACGCCCCUUUAAUUCACAGUAACCGUGGGACAGCCCCGCCCAAUAGCGCUUUUUCCCCGCCCUCUCCGGUUGUCAUUCCCGCUGGUCCCCGCCCACUGGGCGGAGCGUGGAGUCCGUCUUCCCUCUUUCCUCCCGGUCGCCUGUGACGGGCAGCAGAGCUAUGGCUCCGGCGGUGGACAGGCCCGGAUACUGGGGGCCCCCGACCUCCACCCUGGACUGGUGCGAGGAGAACUACGCCGUGUCCGGGUACAUCGCCGAGUUCUGGAACACUGUCAGCAACCUGAUCAUGAUCCUCCCGCCCAUCUACGGGGCCGUCCACCGGCCCUCAGGGGACAGACUGGAGACCAGGUACUUGGUGGCCUACCUGGGGUUAGCAGCUGUCGGGAUGGGAUCCUGGUGCUUCCAUAUGACGCUACAAUAUGAGAUGCAGCUUCUGGAUGAGCUGCCGAUGAUCUACAGCUGCAGCGUGUUCGUCUACUGUCUAUACGAAUGUUUCAAGAACAGAAACUCCUAUAAUUAUUUGCUGCUCACCCUUUUAAUACUUUUCAGUGUAGUAGUAACUACCGUUUACUUGCUAUGGCAGGAGCCGGUGUUCCAUCAGGUGAUGUACGGGUUACUGGUGACCUUCCUGGUCCUCCGUUCUGUGUAUAUAGUUACAUGGGUGUACCCGUGGCUGAGGGGCCUGGCUUACACCUCUUUAGGAGUGUUUUUACUUGGAUUUUUGCUCUGGAACGUGGACAACAUUUUCUGCGAUACGUGGAGGGACGUCCGACAGAAGAUGCCCCCUGUUCUCGGGGCUGUGACCCAGUUCCACGCCUGGUGGCACAUACUGACCGGACUGGGCUCCUACCUGCACAUUUUGUUUAGCCUGUAUACAAGGACGCUUUUCCUUAAAUAUCGGCCCAAGGUAAAGUUUGUCUGUGGGAUGUGGCCGGUCCUUAUGGUGGAGUCUCCCAAGAAGCUUUGAUGGAAGAUUAAAAAAAAAAACUAAUAAAAAAGGAGACAGAAAUAACUAAAAA